Aphidius gifuensis is the source of this 1142-nucleotide messenger RNA. RefSeq lists its product as uncharacterized. The transcript is spliced from 5 exons. The record is from RefSeq and is a predicted model, not a curated record. Gene Ontology annotation, biological process: sensory perception of taste. Gene Ontology annotation, cellular component: dendrite; membrane; neuronal cell body. Bases 1 to 1122 code for a protein of 373 amino acids. NCBI's taxonomy places the organism in Eukaryota, Metazoa, Arthropoda, Insecta, Hymenoptera, Braconidae.
AUGAAUCUAUAUUUUAUUUCAUUAAAAGAUGUUUUAACAAAUGGUUUUAAUACAAUACUUGUACAUUCAUCACCAAUGUCAAUAAUAAGUGAUGCUCUUGGUGUUGGUUUAAAUUUUUUAACAAUAUUAAUAAUUUGGAUUAUUGCAAUAACUCAAGUCGUUAAAAUUAAGGAAAUUAUACAAAAAUUUAAUAAAACAAAUGUAUCAUUAAAUAAUUUAGGAAUAGAUGAAGCAAUUGAUUCAUCAAUAAGAUUAUUAAUGAUUAUUUGUAUUGUUGUAAAUAUUAUAUUUUAUAUACAUUACAUUUUAAAUAAUAUUGUAAUGUAUUGGUGUGGAUAUAAUACUUAUCAAGGAUGGUUUUGGUUUGAUCUUGGACUUGUCAUUGGACCAAAUGCUCUGGUGAUAUUUAUAACUUCAUUGUUGGUGUUGAAAAAACGUUUUAAAAAAAUCAAUCGUCUUAUUAUUGAUUUACCAGGUGUUAAUUCAACAGUUUUAUCAAGAUACUACGAGCCAAUCAGUCAUCUGAAAGCUAUUGGUCAAGUUCAUAGUGAUUUGAAGGAACUUUUGAGUAUGAUUAGUAAUUUAUUUUCACUACCAUUGAUAAUAUUACUUUCAACAAAUUUUAUGGAAUUUGCUGCUUGUGGAUACAUGGCUUAUAAUAAAUUUAAAGAUGAUGAACAACAAAAAUGGCAAUUUAACAAUAUUGUUACUGUAUUGGCAUUAAUGUCAUGGGUAAUACUUCAUUUUUGUCAAAUGUUUUUUCUUAUUGAUUCGGCUAGUUCAACGGUAAAAGAAGCUAAUGAAACUGGAAAUAUUCUUCAUCAAGUAAUGCUACAACAUCAGUUUAUCAACACAAGAGAAGUAGAAAUGAUAUCUCUUCGGCUUUUACAAGAUCCAGUAAAAGUUAGUCUUUAUGGCUUUAUUGAAUUGGAUUUUUCCUUUUUGUACAAUAUAAUCAAAUCAAUAACAUCAUUUAUUAUAAUUAUGCUGCAACUUGAUGAACAAGCAAGAAAAUCAAUUGAAGUAAUGAAUUUGUUAUCAUCAACAUAUGAUAAUUCUUCUAACUCUUUUGAAUUUUCAAUUGAUAAUAAUUAUUCAACAAAUGAAUUUAUUAUUAUUUAAUUUACUUUGAAUAAUAUUUA